Messenger RNA from Zea mays, 2055 nucleotides. RefSeq names its product potassium channel 4. The record is from RefSeq and is marked provisional. Gene Ontology annotation, biological process: transmembrane transport; potassium ion transport. Gene Ontology annotation, molecular function: voltage-gated potassium channel activity. Gene Ontology annotation, cellular component: membrane. NCBI's taxonomy places the organism in Eukaryota, Viridiplantae, Streptophyta, Magnoliopsida, Poales, Poaceae.
AUGGAAGAUAUUAGCAAUAUAUUUCACAAUGACCUGCUCCCAUCUCUAGGAGCAAAAGCAAACGAGUCAAUCAAGUUGAGGAAAUUCAUCAUUUCUCCUUAUGAUUCGUGUUACAGAACCUGGGAGACGUUCUUGCUUGUGCUUGUUGUUUACUCAGCAUGGAUCUGUCCAUUUGAGCUAGCAUUUCUGAGACAUCUCUCAUGGGUGCUUUUUCUGGUUGAGAACAUUGUCAACAGCUUCUUUGCUAUAGAUAUCAUCCUAACCUUUUUCCUGGCAUACCUUGAUAAAAAAUCAUAUCUUCUAGUGGAUAAUCCGAAAAGGAUUGCAGCAAGAUAUAUCUCCUCUUGGUUCAUUUUUGACGUUUGCUCAACAAUUCCAUAUCAAGCGUUUGGUCUACUAUUUAAAAAGCAUGCAAAUGGCCUCGCUUACAGAAUUCUUAACAUGCUACGGUUAUGGCGCCUUCGUCGCCUCAGUGAUCUAUUUGCCAGACUAGAAAAGGAUAUUAGGUUGGACUACUACUGGAUAAGGUGCAUCAAACUAAUAUCUGUUACUCUUUUUACAGUACAUUGUUCAGGAUGUUUCAAUUACCUGAUAGCUGAUAGAUACCCCAAUCCAGCAAGAACCUGGAUAGGAGCAGCAAGACCAGACUACAGAUCAGAGAGCCUAUGGGUUCGAUAUGUUACAUCGAUUUAUUGGUCUAUUACAACACUUACAACAACUGGUUAUGGAGACUUGCAUGCAGAGAAUCCAAGAGAGAUGUUAUUCAGUAUAUGCUACAUGCUGUUUAAUCUGGGACUGACAGCAUACCUCAUAGGAAACAUGACAAAUCUGGUUGUCCAGGGAAGUUGCCGUACCAGAAAUUUCAGGGACACAAUCCAUGCAGCUUCCCAGUUUGCCUCAAGAAAUCAGUUACCUGAAUACAUAAGGGAUGAAAUGCUAUCUCAUAUUUGCCUAAGGUAUAAGACAGAGAGUCUGAAACAGAAGGAAACUUUGGACAGUCUCCCCAAGGGAAUCCGAUCAGGCAUAGCAUACCACUUAUUCUUCCCUGUCAUUGAAAAAGUGUACCUUUUUCGUGGUGUUUCUUAUACUUGCAUGCUCCAACUGGUCACUGCAAUGGAAGCAGAGUACUUUCCACCGAGAGAACUUGUGAUACUACAAAAUGAAGCACCGACAGAUGUUUACAUAUUAGUUUCCGGAGCAGUGGAAGAACGAUUCGUGAUUGAUGGGGUUGAAAACGUCCAGGGAGUAAUGUACGCUGGCGAAAUAUUUGGUGAAAUUGGGGCUCUGUGCAGUGUUCCCCAGCCAUUUACAAUCUGUACAACCAAAAUUUCACAACUCCUGAGGGUGAGCACAACUGUGCUAAAAAAUAUUAUAGAGGAAAACAAAGACGACGAACAAAUUGUACUUAACAAUAUUUUCCAGAAAACAGCCCAAGAUCAAAGAUUCUCUACUGAGGUUAGCGGGAAAUUUCUUGGAAAACUCAAUCAAGAAUUCAGAAAGCCCAACAACUAUUCAGCCUUCAAUCAAGUCGGUCAAGAAAAUGAAUCAGAAGCAAAAGGAAGAGUAACAUCAUGUUGCAGAAAUGAGCGCUGUAAAGAACUCAACGAAUCAGAGAGAUGCAAUCAUGUAACUAUUCACAAAACUGCAAAACAGGAUGACUUCAACAUAAUCAAUAGUUUUCCUGCUAAAGGUGAAAGCAAGGAAAAACAUAUUCUCACAAAUUUGAUGUUUAUGGAGUCUGUGUACAGAGGAGAGGCAGAUGUUCAUCGACAAAUAUUACCUGACAGUAGCCUGACAAGAUCUGAAGAGGAUGGCAGUUCUGUGGUUUUAGAAAUAAAGAGAGUGACAAUUCAUGUAUAUCCACAGCAGAACAAAAAAUAUGUGCCCUGUGCAAAAGUUAUAAAACUACCAGGAUCUCUGGAUGAACUUUUCAACAUAGCUUGUCAGAAGUUCUCUGGCUAUUGCCCAACCAAAGUGUUCAAUCAAGAAUUUGCAGAAAUUGAUGAUGUUACAGUUAUUCGAGAUGGUGACCGUUUGUUUCUUAUGGAAUCUUGA